Molecule: messenger RNA, 570 nt
Organism: Diatraea saccharalis (sugarcane borer)
Lineage: Eukaryota; Metazoa; Arthropoda; Insecta; Lepidoptera; Crambidae
Source: the annotation of a GenBank genome assembly
AUGUUACAAGCUAUAAGUCGUGUGACAACGUUCUCCAAAAAUGGCCUCUCCAGGUCACUACCAAUAUUAUCAUUAUCAAACGGUCGCUAUGCUUCCUCUGAUCCCACGUGCAAGAAAGAGGCACCAAUAAUUGAAAAUGAUGCAGUUUUGGCGUUGCCAGAAGAGCGUCGAAUGCAAAAUGCUUUGGAAUCUACCAUCGUUGUGCCUGUUAAGGUAGAUCUUAGUCCCAUCACUGGGGUUCCCGAAGAACACGUAAAGACUCGUCGUGUUCGCAUCUACCAACCGCCCAAAAAUGCAAUGCAAAGCGGCACAAACAAUAUUCACCAUUGGGAAAUGGAGUUUGACAACCGUCAACGCUGGGAAAACCCCCUGAUGGGCUGGACCUCAUCAGGUGAUCCACUUUCAAAUUUAAAAAUCCAAUUUUCUUCACCUGAUGAAGCUAUCGAACACUGUGAGAAAAAUGGUUGGAUCUGGUAUAUUGAUGUUCCUAAAACGGAGAAAGAUUUGAGGCCAAAAAGCUAUGGACUUAAUUUCUCUUGGAAUCGACGCACUAGAGUCUCCACCAAAUAG